GCACGGUCCUUCACGCGGCGAGCUUCGUUGAGCACGGCCGCAUAGCUGAAGGGAAUGAUCCUCAAUGUCCGUUACGGCCGUGCUCUGAACACCGGCUUCGCUGAUUGAGGCGUUGAAGCGGAGUACCGUGACACAAGGAUGACCGGCCGCUUGAUUGCGUACGGCACCCCGGAAGGUGUCAAAGUCAAGUCGUCCGACCGAAUUCGAGCCAGUCUAAGACAUCGCGAGCCAGAACGGAGGAAGCUGCGAAGCGGUAGCGCUCGCAACGACUCGGCUUGUGUCUCGCGCGCUCAUUUACACGCUUCGUCUCCUUGGAACGCGUCUGACUGCCCCAGCCCGCCAACACGUGCAAAGUGCCUCGCAACGCCUUUUGCCCCCGACGCAUCCCCUCAAGAACGGUGCGCAAGGAUCAAAACACCGGCGGGGGGGCCACAAUGCCUGGAUAGCCCAGCGGUCUGGUCGAGACGAAGGACGCUUCGUAACCAGGACGACGCUGGCAGGCUUGCGCCCCCCCGCCAGGCCCGGCCGGAACUGAGUUGCGCCGAGACGAGACGUGAAACGCGACCUUGACAACUACUUCAAAGCGUUCGCCGAUGAAAUGUUGCCCGAGCCCGAGUGCGAGUGAUCGAACACGAGGCCGGUAUCGUCCGGGUCGUCGUCGCCAAGCGAAAGGUGGAUGUAGGCCCUAUGAGGCGCGAACCACCUUUUUUUUCGUGUGUCAGACACGAAUGAAGGUGUGGCUGGUAUAGAGGCGUGGUAUU
Jaminaea rosea is the source of this 761-nucleotide messenger RNA. RefSeq lists its product as hypothetical. The record is from RefSeq and is a predicted model, not a curated record. NCBI's taxonomy places the organism in Eukaryota, Fungi, Basidiomycota, Exobasidiomycetes, Microstromatales. The transcript has a single exon. Bases 139 to 570 code for a protein of 143 amino acids.